GAGAGAGAAAGAGAAAAGAAAGCAGAGUCGGCGCCCAUUGUCCCCGCCGACCAAUCAUAACGUCGUUUUCACCUCUUUUCAAUUCUCUUACACACCUCCUCGUUUUUUUCCACUGUCGUUUAAUUUCCCUCUUCUCUAUUAUACCAAUCGUCUUUUAUUAUUCUUAAACCCUUAUCCAAUUUUUCUUCUCUCUUCUUUCUCUUCGCAUUCCCUUCACCUCUAAUUUUAUUAUAUAUAUAUAUAUAAUUAAAUACGUAGUAUAUUUAAUUUCACACUUUUCUAUCUUUCGUGUAGCCUGGUUCUUCCGAAUUUCAAUCUUUUUUCUAAAAAUCGGAAGGAUUCCUGGCUUUUAACCUAGUUUAUUUUCAUUCUCGUUCUUAAGUUUCUUGUUUUAGUCUUUAUUUUAGUUCUUAAAAUUUUCGGAUAAUUAUGAAAUCAACGGUUGAAGGAUCGAUGGUAGCUGAGAGGUUUGAUGAUGGUGAAAAGGAUAAGAAGAAGAAGCGCCGAUCCAAUCGUCGAGCCAAGCAAAACCCUCCUUCAUCUUCAGCAUCUGAAGUAAACGAGGCUAUUGGGGUGUCCUCGGAAUGCUUCGAGAAAAAUGGAACACCUACUCAAACAACUGGAUCAUUUAGCAAUUCACUGAAGCAGCAGGGUGUUAAUGUUUCAUCCUCUAAUGAACAAGGAUUAUCCAAAGCAUCCAUUGUUGAAUCUGUUUCGACGGUUCUCACACAUCUCAAUGACCGGGUUGAACCUGUUGAUAUGAAAAACAUGCAAAUACAUGAAGGAGGAAUUGAUCCAAAACUGUGUUUGGUUCCUUGCAGUCCCAUGCAUCUUAAUGCCCAGAGAAAUUAUUUUAGUCCACAUUGGUCUGUAGAGGCUGUGGAGAAAGAAUUGGAGAAGGGUGAUGUCUAUAAAGCUGUCUUUCAUGUCAAUGCUCACAAUAAACUUGAGGCCUACUGCAAAAUUGAAGGAGUGCCAACGGAUAUUCUCAUUGGUGGGGUUCCAGCCCAGAAUAGAGCUGUGGAAGGUGACAUUGUUGCAAUUAAGAUUGAUCCUUUGCCAUUGUGGACAAAAAUGAAAGGAGUAAAUGGGGGUAGCAACAAUACCGAAGUACGUGAUGGUUGUAAUGUUCUUGUGGAAGAUAGUAAUGUAAGUGACAAUAACCACGGGACUUCCAUGCACAGAAGCUCUCUUGGUCAAAACAAGGAGGAAUCUUAUCAAAACUCUUCUCCUUGUAGGAAUUAUCCAUUUUCUGAGAAAAGGUACAUUUAUGAGGAUAACACUGCACAGGGUUUGGCCAACCAUUUAAGUCUAGUUGCACUAGCCGGCUGUGAUAGCAAUAAUGGACUUCACUUUGAAGGAUCUGCUUCAUUGAAGAUUAAUUCUGGUGGUGGACAGAGUGAAGUUAUGAAUGUGGUGAAGCAGUUGUGUUUGUUGGUUAAUUCAUUCCCUUCUAAAAGACCAACUGGCAGGGUGGUUGCUAUUAUUGAGAGGUCUCCACGUCGAGAGUGUAUUGUUGGUCAUCUUAAUCUGAAGCAAUGUGGUCUUUUUCAGGACAUAAACAAGAAAGAUGCAAGAAAGAAUAAGAAUUUUGUUUCUGAGCAUGAAUACAUCCAACUGCUGCCAAUUGAUCCAAAGUUUCCUAACAUAAAACUUCUUGUCAGAGAGUUACCAGAGAAUAUUAAGAGAAGGCUGAAAAGUGACGAUGCAACAAUUGAAAUGGAUCUGGUAGCUGCACAACUUGAUGAUUGGGUAGGAGAAAGUCCUUUUCCUGAGGGUCAUAUCUUGCAUGUUUUUGGACGAGGUAGUGAACUUCAGCCCCAAUUAGAUGCUAUUUUGUUUCAGAAUGAAAUCUGUUUUUCAGAAUUUUCACCUGAAGCUCUGUCCUGUCUGCCAUGUCUUCCUUGGGAGUUACCAUUAAAGGAAUUGAAAAGUCGAACUGAUCUUAGAAAUUUGUGCAUAUUUACUAUUGAUCCUUCAACUGCAAUUGAUCUGGAUGAUGCACUGUCAAUUGAGAAGUUGCCUAAUGGAAAUUAUAGAGUAGGCAUCCAUAUUGCUGAUGCAUCUUACUUUGUUCUACCAGAUACAGCUUUAGAUAAGGAGGCUCAGCUACGGUCAACGAGCGUUUAUAUGUUGCAAAAGAAGUUAUCAAUGUUGCCUGCAUUAAUCUCCGACAAUAUUGGAUCACUUAAUCCUGGAGUGGAUCGGCUUGCAGUUUCCAUGCUCCUGGAUGUAACUGUUGCUGGGGAGGUUGUGGACCGUUGGAUCGGUCGUACUGUUAUUAAAUCUUGUUGUAAGCUUUCAUAUGAAAAUGCGCAAGACAUCAUUGAUAAGGCUUUUGAUUUUGAGAGAUCAAACAUUUAUGAGGAUAACUAUCCUAAAGUGCAUGGCCAUUUUGUAUGGCCUGAUGUAAUUACAUCUCUGAAGAGUCUAUAUGAAAUUUCAAAUGUCUUGAAACGUAAGAGAUUUACUGAAGGGGCUCUGCGGCUUAAUACUCCCAAAAUCGUUAUCCUGUUUGAUGAGAAUGGCAUUCCUUAUGAUAGUAUGUUUUCUGAACAGAAAGAAUCAAAUUUUCUUAUUGAGGAAUUUAUGCUUUUGGCCAAUACAACAGCGGCUGAAAUCAUAUCUAGAGCUUAUCCUAAUGUUUCACUAUUGCGGAGGCAUCCUGAACCUAAUAUGCGAAAGCUGAGAGAGUUUUCUGCAUUUUGUCAGAAGCAUGGCUUUAAUUUGGACAUUUCUUCAUCAGGUCAGAUCCAUUGGUCCUUAGAGAAAAUAAAGGAAAAGCUCAAUGGUGACCCUGUGUUUUACGAUAUUCUUAUUUCCUAUGCUACAAGGCCAAUGCAGUUGGCAUCUUACUUUUGUAGUGGCGAUUUAAAGGACAAUGAACAUGAAUGGGCUCAUUAUUCACUUGCUGUCCCUUUAUACACUCAUUUUACAUCACCUUUACGACGAUAUUCAGAUAUUGUUGUUCAUCGGACACUACUUGCUACGAUAGAGGCUGAGGAAAAAUAUUUGAAGCAGGUGGCAAGGGAAGUGGAAGUGAAAAAUAGAUGUUUCACAGGAAUCUACUUUGAUAAAAAAGCUGCUGAAUCUGUUGAAGGUAAGGAAGCUUUAUCAGCUGCAGCUUUGAAGCAUAGGGUUCCAAGUGCUAAAAUACUUGGAAAUAUUGCUGCUCAUUGCAAUGACAGAAAGCUAGCUAGUAGAUAUGUUAAGGAUGCCUGUGAUAGACUUUACAUGUGGUAUCUCCUGAAGCAUCAGAAGGUCUUGUUAUCAGAAGCAAGAAUAAUGGGACUAGGCCCAAAAUUCAUGUCAGUUUAUAUUCAGAAGCUAGCUAUUGAGAAACGCAUAUAUUAUGAUGAAGUUGAAGGUUUGACUGCAGAGUGGCUCGAGGCAACGUCCACAUUGGUGCUUAGCAUGUCUCUUAAUAAGCGUGCAUUAAGGAGGGGAAGCCCUAACAAAUGGAGGGCAUUGUCAGAAGUUGCAUUGAUUGCCUGUCCAUAUGACCUGAAAGUUACAGUGGAUAGUUCUGAUCAAUGUGAUUUGGAAGUGGAUGCUAUGGUAUCUAACACAAACCAGCAACAUAUUUCAAUAUCUGACUCUUCUGUGGCUGAAAUUGAGCCUGCGGUUUUUCCACUCACAGUGCAUCUCCUUUCAAAAAUUCCUGUAGCACUUCAUGCUGUUGGUGGUGAUGAUGGGCCUCUUGAUUUUGGGGUUAGGAUGUACAUGAGCUCAUAUAUGUGGUGAAUCUGUCAGAUUCUCUUAAUGGAAUGGACUUAACUUCAUUGUAGAAUAGUGUAUAGUUCGACAGGCAUAGGUGCGAAAACUUACAUAUAAAUAUGCUAAUGCUUUAUGAACACGUUCAAAAGUGAAAGUUGGAGUAGGUGUAGGUAAAAAGGUGGGGUAACAGAAUCUCCUUACUGGAAUUGGUGCUUGUUUUUGUUGGCCCGUUCCAUUUACUAAGUACGUGCACGUAUUUUGAUUCUACUAUAGACAGACCAAUUCAUACUACUUUCUGGUUUUGGUUUGACAGCGGCCCAAUUAUUUUUUUGAUUUUGGGUGGCUACUCAUAUAUUUGAUCUUCUAAGACAUCUCUGUAUUUCAGUUUUUGGAAUUGAAUAAUCGUUUAUGACAUUUGCUGGAGUUUAUUUGUUAUUGUAAUGUUGUUUUGUUGUUA
This is a messenger RNA of Cicer arietinum (chickpea), 4174 nucleotides long. Its product is annotated as DIS3-like exonuclease 2. The record is from RefSeq and is a predicted model, not a curated record. Gene Ontology annotation, biological process: mRNA catabolic process. NCBI's taxonomy places the organism in Eukaryota, Viridiplantae, Streptophyta, Magnoliopsida, Fabales, Fabaceae. Gene Ontology annotation, molecular function: 3'-5'-RNA exonuclease activity; RNA binding. Gene Ontology annotation, cellular component: P-body.